AUGAUUGAGCAAUUGAAACUGCUCAUCAAAAAGGAUUUCAUCCUUAUGGGAAGAAACAAAAAAUGGACAGCGUUCGAAACUGUAAUUCCGGCACUUUUGAUGUGUCUCAUCUGGUAUAUUAUUAGUAAUAUGGUGAGUUUUGAAUAUAUUUCGCCUUGAAAACUAGUUUUUCAGGGCUUUGAUGUAGAACUCGUAAAAACAAAACCAUUGAAUAAUAUUACAUUUACAAUUUUUGAAAAAAGUCCAAAUAAUCUUUGCGGAUCUAAAAUUGCUUAUGUGAACUCGGGGAACUCGAAAGAUGUUGAACUGUUGAUAAAUACGCUCAGCGCAACAUCGUCAAACAUUGUUGAAUAUAAAGAUGAGAAAACUAUGUUUUCGGUGUUGAAAGAUGGUGUGAAGAAAUCUUAUUGUGAAUUUGGUGCUGGAAUAGUAUUUGAUGAAGUUGAUCGCAAUUCAAAGGUUUUCAAAUAUCGAAUUUAUAUUACUGUUGAUUCGGAAAAAGAAUGGCAUUUUGGAGAAGAGUGGGAGAAAUCUUAUGAAAUUCCAGAAAAAAAAAGAGAAAAUCCAAUCUAUGAAUCUUCAGGAUAUCUAAAUCUUCAGCAUUAUCUUGAAUCAAGUUUCAUUGCUAUUGUGAAACAAACAAGCGAUUCACGAUCAGUUAUAAAUUUCGAAGCGUUUCCAGAACAACCAGUAUUGUUAAGAAUCUUAACUUGGGUAUUGGCAUAUUUUCCGACUUUAUUUGGACUUAUCAUUUUUAUCAACGUUGCACAUGUUUCACGUGACAUUGCAACAGAAAAUGAAUGUGUUAAACCAUUUUUGGCCGCUAUGGGAUUAUCGAGCCCAAUGUUUUAUGGAAACCAUAUUUUUAUUGCCUUCUUGAAAUAUUUGCCACUUCUCGUUUGCGCCGUUUUACCGAUUUAUAACAGACUUGUCGUAAGUUUUGAAAAACCUUUUCCUCGUGAAUUUUUCAAUUUUGCAGAACAUCAGUGGUUCAGUUUUCUUCCUCGUGUUAUUCUUCUAUGGUUUGGGUGCAAUAACAUAUGGUGCAAUGAUUGCUUCAUUUUUCAAAAAUGGAACUAAUGCAGUUAAAGCUAUGCUCCUCACGUGGAUUAUUUCAAUGGUGAUCCCAUAUUCAUUCGUUCCAAAUCUUGAUGAUAUUUCAACUUGUUUCUUAUAUGGAAUACAUAUAAAUGGAGCACUUGAAUUAGCUAUUCUGAUAAUCAAAUCAUAUAUGAUUUCCGGUAAUUGUUUGAAAAAUUACAGUCAAACUUAUAAAUACUUCAGAAAGCCCACUGUCUCUUACGGGAAUAUUCUAUGGUUCCAAUUGGGAAUUCACAAUUGGCCUGACCAUUCUCCUAAUGAUUUUUGAUAUUAUCUGGAUGUUUGGUUUAGCUUUAUUUGUGGAUAAAUAUCAAAACUCCGCUGAUUUCAACUGGCGGUCGCAUCUUUUCAAAAACGACAAGAAAAACAACAGAUUAGAUGAUACUAUCAAAAUGAGUGAACUGGAAUCUGCUAAUCUUGAUAGUCUUCUUGAUGGAUCGAAUGAAAUUGAUCGUGCUAGAAUAUCGGCAAAAAAUGGAAUAAGUGUGAAAAAUCUUGUGAAAAUUUGGUCAAGUACUGGAGAAAAAGCUGUUGAUGGAUUGAGCUUCGAAGCAAAACAAGGACAAGUUUCUGUUCUAUUGGGCCAUAAUGGAGCAGGAAAAUCAACAACAUUCCAGAGUUUAUCAGGAAUGAUUAAACCAACUCAUGGUAUGAGGAAUACGGUUUUGAAAGUUAUAUAGAUAUUUUUUAGGAGAAGUGAAGAUUAAUGGAAAGAAUGUAACUUCAAUUGAAAAAAAUACAAACCAGUUUGUUGGAUUGUGCCCUCAAUAUAAUCCACUUUAUGAAAAAUUAACAGUUGAGGAACAUCUAUGGCUCGUAAAUGGAUUAAAAGGAAAAGAAGAGGAUAACAGGUUCAAAGAAGAAAUGAAUAGAUUAUUGAGAGAUGUGAAAUUGAAUGAUAAAUAUAAUGAAUUGGCAAUGAAUUUAUCAGGAGGAAUGAAACGAAAAUUAUGUGUUUGUAUGGCAUUGAUUGGAUCAUCUGAAGUUGUUUUAUUAGAUGAACCAACAGCUGGAAUGGAUCCUGGAGCAAGAAAAGAUGUUCAAGAUUUAUUAGAAAGAGAAAAACAAAAUCGAACAAUAUUAUUAACAACACAUUAUAUGGAUGAAGCUGAAAGACUUGGUGAUUGGAUUCUUAUUAUGUCACAUGGUAAACUUGUUUCAUCUGGAACUACUAAAUUCUUGAAACAAAAAUAUGGAAAUGGUUAUUUAUUGACUGUUGUGCUAGAUGUUAACGGAGAUAAAGAGAAGAUGAGUGAUACUUUGGAACAGAUUUGUAAGUUUUAUGUUCCUUCUGCAACUCGCGGAGUUCGACAUGGCCAACAGAUAGAAAUCAUUCUACCAGAAAUUAGCAAAUCUGAUUUCCCAUUGUUAUUCAAAGCGCUGGAGGCAGUUAAAAAUAUAGAGUAAGUUAAAAUUAAAAUAACAAUGUCUUGGAUUUUGAAUUAUAGCUUCCAUGACCCGAUCUUCGCACAAAUUCCAUCAUCUCUUCUAACUCAGAUGAAAUCGUUGGUAAUAAAUAGUUUUGGAUUAUCCCUAAACACAAUCGAACAAGUAUUUAUCACAAUUGGAGACAAAGUUGAUGAAGCUAUGUUUCAAAAAACCGUAAGAAAGCUUUAGUAUAAGAUCUGAAUGAAAAUUGUGAUUUAGGGAAUCAGCGAAAAAUCUGGUGGCAAGACGAGUUUUCAAAAAUACACCGAGUGCCAUGAAAAUGGUUCGAAAAGAACAGGCAUCUCUCAAUUGUUCUAUCAGAUCAUCGCGAUUUUUAGAAAGAAAUUAUUAUAUACAAGAAGAAGUUGGGGAAAUAUUUUUGGUCAGAUUAUUCUACCGAUUCUUAUUAUGACAUUUGCUUGUUUUAUGUUGAAACAUGAUCGAAAUAGAGGAAAUGUAGAGGGACGCCGAGAACUAGAUUUGCAUCCGACCAGAGUAGUCUGGGAUGGAAAAGUGAAUUUGGAGAGACAAGAAAAUUUGAAGAAUCUUCUGGGAAGUAAAUUUUUCCAUGAAGAAAACGCUGGACAAAUACCGAGAGCAGGAUUCGGAUUCAAUAGGCAAGCCAAUACAAUUAUGUUCAAUAUUAAAAGUUAUCAUGUUACCCCUGGAUUGAUAUCUUUGUAUAACAAAGAAAGAUUGAUGGAACCCGGAGAAAAAUAUCCACAAAUUGAAUCAGAAAUUAUUGUUGUUUCAAAUGAGAAGAACAAUAAGAAAGAGGAUAUAUCCCAAUUAGCACGCAUCUUAUUUUUUCCCGCAAUAGUUAUAUCAUUAUCAAUAAUUGUUUCAUCAUUUGUUAUGUUUUUGGUUGAAGAACGAGAAUCGAAAUUCACCCAUCAACAAUUUCUAACCGGAAUUUCACCACUAACAUUCUAUAUCACAUCAUUCAUUUUUGAUUUUCUGAUGUUUUCGGCGAUUUGCACAAUUCUUGUUGGAAUAAUGAUAUAUUUUGAUCACUGGAAGGAUACUUCGAUAAUGUAAGAAGUAAAGACGUGUGUGGCACGAAUGGUGACCGAAUCGUGUUCUAUUUCCCCAAAACUACUCUAACCGUCCGAAACCAACUAAAGUAUUUUGCAGCCUCGUUGGAUUCUGGUUCCUCUAUUUCUUCGCCUCAGUUCCAUUCAUUUAUGCAGUUUCAACAUUUUUCAAAACACCUUCAAAGGCACAUGUUUUCCUUAUUACUUGGCUUGUUAUCUUCUCGGGAAUCGCUGCGAUUUCAGCUAAAUUAUUUUGGCUGAUUGCAAUGUUUGUGACAAAACAACUUGAUGAAAAAUCAUUUCAUGUUGUUACGGUUUGUGAAAAUAUCUAUUGAAAAUUAUUCUAAUUGUAAGAUGUAUAUUUCAGUAUGCUAUUUACUUCUUCCUUCCUGGUUACAAUUUCGAAGAAGCUCAAUUUUUUGCGUAUUUUAUGUAUAGUAGUAGAUAUUCAAUGAAUAUCGAGAACAAUGCAAUUGUAAUGUUGUUGGGUGGAUUGAUUUCAUCGAUUUUAUUCGUUGUUUUGCACUUCAAACCAGUUCGAAAAUUUAUUCAUAAUUUAUUCUCAACAAGAAAAUCGAGAACUUUGGAUAAUUUCGCAGCUCAGGAUUUUCUUAGUUGUGAAGCUGUUGCAAAUGAAAUUAAUAUGGCAAAAACUGCAAAUCCAAAAGAUUAUGCAUUAGUUAUCAAGGAUUUAUGCAAAAGUUUCGGCGGUUUCAAAGCUUUGGAUAAUUUGCAUCUUGUGGUAGAUCAUAAUGAAUGUUUUGGAUUAUUAGGAACUAAUGGAGCUGGAAAAACGACUACAUUCAAUAUUCUAACUGGACAGGAAUUUGCAACAAGUGGAGAAGCAACUUUAGGUGGAAAAGAUGUUACCGAAAGAGUUGUGAGUUUGUGAAUUUAAUUUUUAUAUCAAUAAAUACUUAACAUAUUUUAUUUUCAGCCAAUUGGAUAUUGCCCUCAGUUCGAUGCCCUACUUCUUGAUCUUACUGGUCGAGAAAUUUUAGAAAUCCUGGGACAAAUGCAUGGAUUUUCCAAUUAUCGCGAAAAAGCAGAUAUCAUUCUAGAUUGCGUCGGAAUGCAAAAACAAUCAAAUAAACUGAUCCGAUAUUAUAGUGGAGGUCAAAAACGAAAGAUUUCUGUCGGAGUUGCACUUUUAUCACCAACUCAAAUGAUAAUAUUAGAUGAACCAACUGCUGGAAUUGAUCCAAAAGCAAGAAGAGAAAUAUGGGAAUUAUUAAUUUGGACAAGACAAAAUUCGAAUAGUGCACUUAUGUUAACAUCACAUUCAAUGGAUGAAUGUGAGGCAUUAUGUUCAAGAAUUGCUGUAUUAAAUCGAGGAAAAUUAAUUGCUAUUGGAACAAGUCAAGAAUUAAAAUCAUUAUAUGGAAAUAGCUAUACAAUGACUUUGACUUUGAAUGACAUACAAGAUCGUGUUAACAUUGUAAAUCAAGUCAAUUCUCAUAUUCCAAAUUCAAUUCUGCGAACACCAGAAACAAACAAAACUGUUAAUCUUGUUUGGCAAAUUCCGAAAAAUCGAGAUGAUCAAUGGUCCAAAAAAUUCGAAAUGGUUCAAAAUCUCGCCCGAGAUUUAAAUGUGAACGACUUCAUCUUAUCUCAAUCAUCGUUGGAAGAAACAUUCCUUCGCUUAUCUAAUUCAAAUUGA
Molecule: messenger RNA, 5223 nt
Organism: Caenorhabditis angaria
Lineage: Eukaryota; Metazoa; Nematoda; Chromadorea; Rhabditida; Rhabditidae
Source: the annotation of a GenBank genome assembly